AUUGUCCAAACGCUGUGUAAUGGCAUUACCUACAGCCCUGAUACGAAUGUCAUCAGAAAGAUUUGUUGUGAACAUACAUACCGAUAAAAUUAUUUGCACGCGUGUAAAAUCCUUUCACAUAAACGAAUAUAUUAAUGUCGUUGCAGGUAUUUAGAGCAUUUACACCACUACGCUCCGCUUCAGCGCUAUUGUGGAAAUCGAAUGGGAAGUAUUGCAUUAGCGACUGCAUAUUGAACAUUGCCAACAAAGCACCAUUUAGUUUCCAACACAAUACUGCAGAUCCAAUUCUCAAAUCUGAUACAAAUACUUCAAGUGCAAAAGGGUCAACUUUAAAUUCCAAUUGGGGCACAAAGAAAAAUAAACGAAAAGUAAGGUUACGCUUUACCGACAUCAUGAGUAAUCCAGAGAUUGAAGCAAAGCUAGCACCAUUGCGUGCUGCGGUGUUGGAGCAAGGUAAUUUGGUGCGCGAACUAAAAGUUAAAGGUGCGCCAGAGAUCGACGUUAAACGUGCUGUCGCCGAAUUAAAAGCUCGUAAAAAGAUAUUGGAGGACCGUGAGCUGGAACUUACACCAAGUGUCGUAACUUUUGAUCGUUCGAAAAUGGAGGACUUGCUUAAACGUCGUUUCUUUUAUGAUCAAAGUUUUGCAAUUUACGGUGGUAUCACAGGCCAAUAUGAUUUUGGUCCAAUGGGCUGUGCGCUGAAGUCGAACAUUCUCUCAUUGUGGCGUCAAUUUUUUGUCUUAGAGGAGCAAAUGCUUGAAGUAGAUUGUUCAAUAUUAACACCAGAACCCGUUUUGAAAGCUUCUGGACAUGUGGAUCGAUUUGCCGAUUUGAUGGUGAAAGACGUUAAAACUGGUGAGUGUUUCCGUCUUGAUCAUUUGAUAAAGAAUGCUUUGGAAAAAUUAUCAAAGGAGAAAACUGCAACACCAGAAGUAAAAGCCGAGUGCGAAGAUAUUGUUAUUAAACUUGAUGGCAUGAAUAAGCAAGAGAUGUCUGACGUGCUUGCAAAGUACAACAUCAAGUCACCAUUAACUGGCAAUGAUUUGACUGAACCCAUUGAAUUCAAUUUAAUGUUUGCUACGCAAAUUGGUCCUACUGGUUUAGUGAAAGGCUUCUUACGUCCAGAAACGGCACAAGGUAUUUUUGUAAAUUUCAAGCGUUUACUUGAAUUUAAUUCAGGAAAAUUACCAUUUGCUGUUGCUCAAAUUGGUAAUUCAUUCCGUAACGAAAUAUCACCACGCUCCGGACUUAUUCGUGUUCGUGAGUUCACAAUGGCGGAAAUUGAACACUUUUGUGAUCCCACCCUUAAAAAUCAUCCAAAAUUCGAAAGUAUUGCCGACACACGUUUGACACUGUAUUCGGCAUGCAAUCAAAUGGAUGGCAAAUCGGCACAACAAAUAUCAAUUGGAGAGGCUGUAAGGAACAAUUUGGUGGCGAAUGAAACAUUGGGUUAUUACAUGACAAGAAUUCACCAAUUUCUUUUGACAAUUGGUAUAAAACCAGAAUGUCUACGUUUCCGACAACAUAUGAACAAUGAAAUGGCCCAUUACGCUUGCGAUUGCUGGGAUGCGGAAUGUCUUACCAGCUAUGGCUGGGUAGAAUGCGUUGGCUGUGCCGAUAGAUCCGCUUAUGAUUUGGGUCAGCAUACUCAAGCGACUGGCGUAAGGCUGGUGGCCGAGAAGCGUUUGCCUGAACCCAAAACAAUUGAAGUAUCUGAAAUCGUACCGAACAAACAAACUUUGGGAAAAACGUUUAAAAAAGACGCGAAAUCAAUUACAGAUGCUUUGUCCAAACUUUCUUUGAGUGAUGUGAACGAAGUGGAACAAAAUUUGAAAGAAAAGCAAGUAUAUGUGCUCUCUCUGCAAAAUGGUAGUGAGUUCAAACUGACUGCUGAUAUUAUAUCCGUCAAACACAGCACUAAAACUGUGCAUGUCGAGGAAAUUACACCAAGUGUCAUUGAGCCAUCUUUCGGCAUUGGGCGCAUUAUGUAUGCUUUGCUUGAGCAGAAUUUCCUAUGUCGCGAAGGUGAUGAACAGCGUUGUUAUUUCACUCUGCCAUCCGUGGUUGCGCCUUUAAAAUGUUCAAUUUUGCCGUUGUCUAAUAAUGCUGAUUUCAAUCCAUUUAUACGUCAGUUAUCACUUGCGUUAACCAAGGCAGAGCUUUCCCAUAAAGUGGACGAUUCAAGCGGAUCUAUUGGCCGUCGGUACGCGCGUACUGAUGAAAUAGCCAUUCCAUUUGGCAUCACCAUUGACUUUGAUACGCUAAAGGAACCUCACACUGUAACUUUAAGAGAUCGCGACUCUCUUAAGCAAGUACGUAUUGGAAUUAACGAAGUUAUAGAUGUGGUCAAAGAUCUGUCUACUGGAAAAGUACUUUGGUCUCAAAUUAUGGAAAAAUACCCCGUAUUCGAACAACAAGAAGCUACAAAGUAAAUAAAGUCAUGCAUUUGAACAAUAAAUAUAAACAUUUGUAAAGUUUUCGAUUUUUUUUAAUUUUAGAAACUUAUGUUAUAAUAUUAUCCAAAUCAAGCUUAAAGCAUAAAUAUAAAUUUGAAACCGCUUUAAUACGAAUAUUCAAA
This is a messenger RNA of Zeugodacus cucurbitae (melon fly), 2578 nucleotides long. RefSeq names its product glycine--tRNA ligase (gene GlyRS). Gene Ontology annotation, biological process: mitochondrial glycyl-tRNA aminoacylation. The record is from RefSeq and is a predicted model, not a curated record. NCBI's taxonomy places the organism in Eukaryota, Metazoa, Arthropoda, Insecta, Diptera, Tephritidae. Gene Ontology annotation, cellular component: mitochondrion; cytoplasm. The transcript has 2 exons. Bases 135 to 2432 code for a protein of 765 amino acids. Gene Ontology annotation, molecular function: glycine-tRNA ligase activity; ATP binding.